Molecule: messenger RNA, 1565 nt
Organism: Lacerta agilis (Sand lizard)
Lineage: Eukaryota; Metazoa; Chordata; Lepidosauria; Squamata; Lacertidae
Gene: BMI1
Product: BMI1 proto-oncogene, polycomb ring finger
Exons: 10
Coding region: 286-1269 (327 amino acids)
Biological process (GO): negative regulation of transcription by RNA polymerase II
Cellular component (GO): PRC1 complex
Molecular function (GO): promoter-specific chromatin binding
Source: RefSeq, a predicted model, not a curated record
GGGGGGGGAGGCAGAGCCAACUGCUGGGGCGGCGCAGGGAUCCGAGGGCGAGGGAGGGGGGCUCCGUGGCGGAGAGGAGCCCGGCUGCGGGGGAGCGAGCAUGAGCUGAGCUGAGCACGGCGGCGGCAGCAGCUCUACGCUCAUUGCAAUUGACAGCGUCUGCAGUUCAUUUCAAGAUGGCCGCUUGGCUCACAUUCAUUUUCUGCUGAACGACUUUUAACUUUCAUUGUCUUUCGGGGCGGUUCGGAUCGUCGCCCGCCGGCUCCUUCUCGCGGAGCUGCAAAAAUGCAUCGCACCACCCGCAUCAAAAUCACCGAGCUAAACCCCCACCUCAUGUGCGUGAUCUGCGGAGGGUACUUCAUCGAUGCAACCACCAUCAUCGAGUGUCUGCACUCAUUUUGUAAGACGUGUAUCGUGCGCUACUUGGAGACCAGCAAGUAUUGCCCUAUUUGCGAUGUCCAAGUUCACAAAACCAGACCCCUUUUAAAUAUAAGAUCUGAUAAAACUCUCCAAGACAUUGUCUACAAGUUAGUGCCAGGUCUUUUCAAAAAUGAGAUGAAAAGAAGAAGAGACUUUUAUGCUGCUCAUCCGUCUGCUGAUGCUGCCAAUGGCUCUAAUGAAGACAGGGGCGAAGUUGCAGAUGAAGACAAAAGGAUUAUAACAGAUGAUGAGAUAAUAAGCUUAUCCAUAGAGUUCUUUGAUCAAAAUAGACUGGAACGGAAAGGAAAUAAAGAGAAAGAGAAACCCAAAGAGGAGGUGAAUGACAAAAGAUAUUUGCGCUGCCCUGCAGCUAUGACUGUAAUGCAUCUGAGAAAGUUUCUCAGGAGCAAAAUGGACAUACCCAAUACUUUUCAGAUCGACGUCAUGUACGAAGAGGAGCCCUUGAAGGACUACUACACGCUCAUGGAUAUUGCCUAUAUUUACACUUGGAGAAGGAACGGCCCCCUCCCUUUGAAGUACCGGGUGCGACCAACUUGCAAGAGGAUGAAGAUCGGCUGCCACCAGCAGGAUGGGCUGAACCACAGCGGGGAGCUGGAAAGUGACUCUGGGAGCGAGAAGGCGAGCAGCCCAGCGGGAGGCGGCACCCCGUCCACUUCCUCCUGCUUGCUCAGCCCCGGCACCCCGGUGCAGUCCCCGCACCCCCAGUUCCCUCACAUCUCUAGUACUAUGAACGGAACCAGCGGCAGCAACCACCACCCCUCCUCCUCCUUCAGCAACAGAGCCAGGAAAGCCUCCGUCAACGGCUCUUCUGCCACGUCUUCGGGCUGACGCGCCGAGCGCCUCUGGGACUACGAAAGCUCCACCGUCUCUUUUAGAGCUGUCCUGUCCUGUCCCCGUCUCCUUCUCUCCGUGCCGCUCAGCUUUAUAGAUGCUAUUCCCUCGUGUGACUGUCCUCCGAGUUGCUUUAAGAAGUGAGAGGAAUGAUAAGCGAAACCUCCCACACGAACCUUAGAUAUGGGAACUUUUGGAUAUUAAAACGAAACUUGGAUGUUGUUAAAACAGGGGGACUUGAGCUAUGAGCGUCUCCUAUGGACGGUGGAUUUAAAAGGAGGAGGAGGAGGAGG